GGAAAAGCCUCUGAUCACAUUCAAUGCUCGUGAAGUGAGAAGCUCCGCUAGGACCGAGCGCACGCGCUUCUUUCUCCGUGAUUACCGUGCCCGUCUCGGAUGGUGCACUCGAGUCCAUCAGCGGAUGGUGUUGCGUGUUUAUUUUCUUUUCCCCCGCGGUGCCGUGUGUGGAUUAUUCCCCAUUUCCCGGAGCGGACACCGAGCAGUGGAGGCCCCGCGGUGUGAGUGAGAGCGAGAGAGUGUGUGUGUGUGUGUGUGAGAGAGAGUCCGUGAACCCGCGCUGCCUUCGGGCCAGAAUAGCGAUGAGGUUCCCUCCUCGGUCUGCGCCGCGGCUGAUCUGACGCUGGCAGUCCCAGUUUCCUCGCCCACUGGGGGUUAUUUUUCCGCGCGCGCGCGUGUUUCUCGUCUCCUAGAGACACUGCAUUUCCUCAAAGCUGGACACCUCUGGAGCGGUGUAUGACGACUCUGGCUGGAGCGUAAUGAGCUCACGCUUCCGGUUGCCUGCUGGCAGAUCCUACAAUGUCCGGGCGUCGGAGCUGGCACGUGACAGGCAGCACACCGAAGUGCUCUGCAACGUCGUUCUGUUGGACAACACCGUCCAGCCUUUUAAGGUUAACAAGCACGAUCAAGGACAGGUCCUGCUGGACGCAGUUUUUAAGCACCUGGAGCUGACCGAGAGAGAUUAUUUCGGGCUGUACCUGGCCGACGAGUCCUCCGACAGUCCGAGGUGGCUGGAUCCAAACAAACCCAUCAGGAAGCAAUUAAAAAGGGGAUCUCCUCAUCAUCUGAACUUCCGGGUGAAGUUUUUUGUGAGUGACCCCAGCAAACUUCAGGAAGAGUACACACGGUACCAGUAUUUUUUGCAGAUCAAGCAGGACAUACUUAGUGGGAGACUGCCCUGUCCGCACAACACUGCCGCACUACUGGCGUCCUACGCUGUUCAGUCUGAGCUAGGGGACUACAGGGAGGCGGAGAACCCACCCAGCUACCUUUCUGAGUUCUGCUUUAUCUCCAACCAGCCGCAGGGCUUUGAGAAAGAAGUGGCCAAGCAUCACCAGCAGCACAGCGGACUAAGCCCGGCCGAGUCCGAGUUCAAUUACCUAAACACCGCUCGCACGCUGGAGCUCUACGGAGUGGAGCUGCACUAUGCAAGGGAUCAAAGCAACACGGACAUUUUCAUCGGGGUCAUGUCGUCUGGAAUAGGCAUUUUCAAGAGCAGGGUACGAAUCAACUACUUUCCGUGGCUGAAAAUUGUGAAAAUCUCAUUUAAAUGCAAACAGUUUUUCAUCCAGCUGCGAAAGGAAGCGAACGAGACGCGAGACACGUUACUUGGCUUCAACAUGGUAAACUACAGAUCCUGCAAGAACCUCUGGAAGACGUGCGUGGAGCAUCACACCUUUUUUCGGCUGGACCAGCCCGUACCUCCUCAGAAGAACUUCUUCUCGCACUACUUCAGCUUAGGAUCAAAGUUCCGCUACUCCGGAAGGACAGAAACACAGUCUGUACAGUACGGCAAGGAGAAGGGAAUCAAGGACAGGGUGUUUGCCAGAUCUCCCAGCAAGCCUCUGGCUAGGAAGUUGAUGGGUGUGACUGACUGGGAGGCAGUGAGCAGGAACUCUGUGUCUGAGGAGAGGCUGGAGACCAGGAGCCUACCCACCCGGUCUCCUCCUGGGACCCCCAACCAUAGGAAUUCUCUAUUUGUACAAGAGGGGCCCCGGCAGCGGCCAUCAUCCAUGGGACAUUUAGUGGAGCAUGUGAUUCAUGCUUCGCCCAGCCUGCCUGCUUUCACCAACCACAAAUCAGCCUCAUCCACACAAGCCAACAGCAUCAGCCUCGACUCCACACCCUCUCCAGAAGGUGUAGAUGGGCCACCCCCAGCACUGCCACCCAAGCAGUCCAGGAAGAACCUGAGUCAGAACCUGAGUCAGCUCAUCCUCUCUCACUCUCAGCAGGAUCUGGACAACCAUGUGAACGAGAUGUACGAUAUCCCAGUGGCAACAGAUAAGAUCAUGGUCAAUGGAGUUGUUCCUCAUGAUAAUCUUGUUCUGAUCAAGAUGAAGCCCGAUGAAAAUGGCAGAUUUGGAUUCAACGUUACGGGGGGCUCUGAUCAGAAGAUGCCAGUUAUUGUGUCUCGGGUGGCUCCAGGAACAUCAGCUGAUCUGUGUGUGCCCCGACUGAACGAGGGUGAUCAGGUCGUUCUGAUAAACGGCCGUGAUAUUUCCGAGCACACUCACGACCAGGUGGUCAUGUUCAUCAAGGCAAGCUGUGAAAGCCACUCAGGGGAGCUCAUCCUGCUGGUCAGGCCCAAUGCAAUCUAUGAUAUGGUGGAGGAUAAGAUGGAGAUGGAGCCUGAUUUCCAGUACAUCCCAGCCAAAUCACCCUCAGACCCAUCAGAGCUGGAUCAGAAUGCCUGGAGAGACUCCAUGCAGCAGCUUAAUGAAGGCCUGAGCAGUGGAGCUCUGCUCGCUCAGUUUGACCAACUCUACCGUAAAAGGCCUGGUAUGACCAUGUCAUGUGCCAAGUUACCACAGAACAUCCCCAAAAACCGCUACAGAGACAUCUCGCCUUACGAUGCCACACGCGUCAUAUUGAAAGGCACAGAUGAUUAUAUCAACGCAAAUUACAUCAAUAUGGAAAUUCCAGCUUCCAGUAUUAUCAAUCGAUAUAUCGCCUGCCAAGGGCCCUUGCCCAAUACAUGCACUGACUUCUGGCAGAUGACAUGGGAGCAGGGCUCUUCCUUGGUGGUCAUGCUCACCACUCAGGUGGAGAGAGGCCGGGUGAAAUGUCAUCAGUACUGGCCCAGUCCCUCAGGUAGUGCCACCUACGGUGGUUUCCAUGUGUCCUGUCAAACUGAGGAGGGAAACUCUGCGUUCUUGGUUAGAGACAUGACCCUCACUCACGAAGAGACGGAGGAAAGCAGGGAACUGACUCAGAUCCAGUAUUUGGCCUGGCCUGACCACGGCGUGCCUGAUGACUCUACUGACUUCCUGGACUUUGUUGCACUGGUGCGGAGUAAAAGAGCAAGAAAAGACGAGCCGGUGGUUGUCCACUGCAGCGCUGGGAUUGGCCGGACGGGAGUGCUCAUCACCAUGGAGACAGCAAUGUGUCUAAUGGAGUGCAGUCAGCCUGUGUAUCCGUUGGACAUCGUGAGAACCAUGAGGGACCAGCGGGCCAUGAUGAUCCAGACCCCUAGCCAGUUCAAGUUUGUGUGUGAGGCCAUUCUGAAGGUGUACGCAGAGAGCCUGGCCAUGCCACCCAAGCCCACGCUGUACAACUAACUGGGCAGUCACCAAGCUUCACCUGCGGAUCCCCAGAAAUAGCACCACUGCAGGGCCUUGAAGAAGUGUGCUGAAUAAAACGCUGGUUUAUCACACAAGGGUCUCAGGUUGUGCAAUUUUGUUUUCUUUUUUUUUUUUUUAAAUUAUUAUUUCUUUUUUUUUUUUAAUGUGUGAUAUUUAUCUCUGAGCAUGUUACAGGAAGAAAAGAAAAAAGUAUUCGAUUCGGACAGUUAUGUUUGUGGACGUUCUUCUGCUGUCACAUGGUGCUUUAAUGCUUUGUAGAGCACGAGAGAUAAAUCACCACGCUUUUAGGUCACAUUCAGAGUGUGAGAUCAUUUUAGAUAAAGCACACUUUUUCAAAGCGCUGUGAAGACCCAGAGUGGACGCGUUGGAAGAAAAUCAUUCUUGAGCCAGGAUCAUACAUAGGACAUUUAAAAAAAACAAAGCACUAUUGCACUUUACACUGGCAACUGAACAAUUUGCCAAGCUUCAUGAAAAUGGGGGAGAAAAGGAAAAAAAAAUAAAAAAAAUGUAACAAACGCUGGUACUCGUAGAGAAUUUGAGUGUUCAAGGUUUAUAUAUGUUGUUGAUGAAAAAUUUGAGAUUGCUGUGGAGCCAUAUGUAAGUACAAAAGGGCAGGCCCAUGAGUGUGUGUUUCUUUAUAUAUAUAUAUAU
Ictalurus furcatus (blue catfish) is the source of this 3953-nucleotide messenger RNA. It is a transcript of the gene ptpn4a, whose product is annotated as protein tyrosine phosphatase non-receptor type 4a. Gene Ontology annotation, cellular component: cytoplasm; cytoplasmic side of plasma membrane; cytoskeleton. Gene Ontology annotation, biological process: protein dephosphorylation. Bases 480 to 3278 code for a protein of 932 amino acids. NCBI's taxonomy places the organism in Eukaryota, Metazoa, Chordata, Actinopteri, Siluriformes, Ictaluridae. The transcript is spliced from 27 exons. Gene Ontology annotation, molecular function: cytoskeletal protein binding; protein tyrosine phosphatase activity. The record is from RefSeq and is a predicted model, not a curated record.